Syngnathus acus (greater pipefish) is the source of this 3540-nucleotide messenger RNA. RefSeq names its product potassium channel, subfamily K, member 10b (gene kcnk10b). Gene Ontology annotation, biological process: potassium ion transmembrane transport; stabilization of membrane potential. Lineage: Eukaryota; Metazoa; Chordata; Actinopteri; Syngnathiformes; Syngnathidae. Bases 370 to 2088 code for a protein of 572 amino acids. Gene Ontology annotation, molecular function: potassium ion leak channel activity. The transcript is spliced from 7 exons. Gene Ontology annotation, cellular component: membrane. The record is from RefSeq and is a predicted model, not a curated record.
UUGUUCUAUUCGAGGCGAGUGCAUAAAGUUGGGUGGGCACCCACCGGGCUUGCCAGUCCCUUGUGUGCGUGCAUUUGUGUGUUUGUCUGGGGUGACUUGCGGUUUUCCCUCGCUUGAAAACAAAAGUAUCUCACUUGAUCCAGACGAAAUGCAGAAAAAAGGAGGGGACACUCGAACAGCAGACAAUGCGGUUAUUUGCUCGCAUGUCAUUAGCAGACACAUCCUUAAAAGAAGACAUGCUGAAGUGUGAAGAUGUGGGGAAUUUUUAUUUUUAAUCAUGUAUAUGCGUUUGCUUUGCUUUUCUGAAACGGUUACCUUAUUUCCCCGACGUUUUUAAUUUAUUUAUUCGUUAGAAUUAUAUUUUUAAAGAUGAAAUUCCCAAUAGAAAACCCGAGGAAACAAGUUAACUGGGACCCCGAACAAGUGGCGGUCCAGUCCAACUUGGUCCCUCCCAAGAAGCCCCAGCCGGGUCUGGUGAAGUCCAGCCUGGUCCAGGCUAGCGUGGCCACCAUGCAGAACCCGAUGGGCUGCGAACCCAAAACCAACAGCCACUGCACCCUGCCUCGCCUGUCCAUCUCAUCACGCUCGGCUAGCGUGGUGGCCAGCAUGGACACUGGUUGCGACGGCUCGCUGGCGGCUCUGCAGUCUGUCAUGAAGUGGAAGACCGUGCUGGCUGUCUUCGUCGUGGUGGUCCUGUACCUGGUGUGCGGGGGGCUGGCCUUUAGGGCGCUGGAGCAGCCGUUUGAAAGUGACCAGAAGACCAGCAUCACCCUGGAGAAGGCUUCCUUCCUGGCAAGACACUCGUGCGUCACACCCGACGAGCUGGAGGCUCUCAUCAAGCAUUCCAUCGACGCUGUGAGCGCUGGGGUGAGUCCCAUCGGCGACACCUCCUACAACUCCAGUUACUGGGACCUGGGCAGCGCGUUCUUCUUUGCUGGAACCAUCAUCACAACCAUCGGUUACGGCAACAUCGCUCCCAGCACGGUGGGCGGCAAGAUUUUCUGCAUCCUCUACGCCAUAUUUGGUAUUCCUCUUUUUGGCUUCCUGUUGGCCGGGAUCGGAGAUCAGCUGGGCACUAUCUUUGUGAAAAGUAUUUUGAGGGUGGAGAAGAUCUUCAGGCAAAAGCACAAACAGAUCAGCCAGACAAAGAUCCGAGUGACGUCCACCAUCCUUUUUAUCUUUGCUGGUUGUAUCGUCUUUGUCACCGUUCCCGCUGUCAUCUUUAAACACAUCGAGGGUUGGACCACGCUGGAGGCCAUCUACUUUGUUGUCAUCACUCUCACCACAGUGGGGAUCGGCGACUACGUGGCGGGAGGAAACCGCAGGAUUGACUACAAGAAGUGGUAUAAGCCUUUGGUGUGGUUCUGGAUCCUGGUGGGUUUGGCCUACUUUGCGGCCGUCCUCAGCAUGAUCGGAGACUGGCUUCGAGUGCUGUCCAAGAAGACCAAAGACGAGGUUGCUGCUCACGCAGCCGAAUGGAAGGCGAACGUCCGAGCCGAGUUCCGAGAGACGCGGCGGCGCCUGAGCGUGGAGAUCCACGACAAGCUCCAGCGGGCCGCCACCAUCCGUAGCAUGGAGCGCCGCCAGCUAGGUCUGGAGCAGCGGGCACACUCUUUAGACAUGCUUUCGCCCGAGAAGAGGGCUGUUUUCGCUAGCCUGGACGCCGGCCGAUAUAAGACCUCGUCCCAAGAGAGCAUCGACACCAAGCUGAACAACCUGCGGCUGAAAGGCGCCUGCGAGCCCUACGAGCACUGCGGCGUCGAUCCGCAGACGGCAUCCUCGUCCGAGGAGAACCUUUUCAACCUGCGCUUUGGUUCCCUCACCAAGUUGGCCAGGCGUAGCAAGAGCCGCGAGAUCCGGAGGAAUAUACCCGGGGACGAUCGAAGGGCCAGUAUCAGCGUUGGAAACGGGAACGCCAUGGUUGACGAAGAGCGGGGCGAGGGAGCGGAAGGCGAUUGCGAGCCGGACGAGGAAAACCGGGAGAGGAAAGAGAGGAACACCAGUUUGACAAACCUGUCGCAGUACUCCAUGGAACGCUCCAAGUUGAACGGGUGCAUACCGGAACUGUCUCAACAACAGGACGAUUAGGCGUUCUCUGGAGACACUCGUCUAACGGAAGGAUAGAGUUCUGUUGAGAAACUCAUCAGAUGUAGAAUCAGAAAUAUACCUGGAUUUCUCAAGGACUCCUUCAAGUUGAACAAGCGGCAUACCUAAACCAUCCGAAACCCGAUUGAUUACCUCUUUCCUGGAGAAUAUUAUCGACUUGCCGAAGCAGUCCAAGCUUGCCCCCAAGGGUAGCGUCUCGAAAAAUCGUACCGCAUUGGGAUUAUUCCUGGAUUUCAAGGAGAGCUCCGAGGUGAACAUUAGCAUACCAGACCAAUUUACUAUUUGCUUGGCAAACUCAGCAGGUCCAAAACCUGGACAGGUUUUGUCCGGUAUAAAAAUACCCUUGAGUUUAUUAUCCCGCUGGCAAGCCUUUUGUACGCCUACAUUUUUUGCAGAAGUCCACAGGCAUCGAAGAAAUGUGCCUUUUCCGUUUCCUCAAUUAGCUUGGAGCUGCUCCCGGGAAUUUCUGUCAUGGUGCCAUAAAAUGACGGGCAGCAAAACCUGUUGCCAAAAAAACAACAACAACAACAAAGCAAAACCAAGGAGACUUUGUGUCUGUAGUCUCAAUACCUCAUCGCAGAUGUUUUUACUUUGGCUCUCAUCGUGGUGUUGCUAGCUGGCUAGUUUGCUUCUGCCCAAUACGAUGUUAAGAAAACAAACUUGGACAUGUGAAUCUACAUCAUCAUCCAUCUUCAGGGUGUGCUAUCGAUCGCAGCUUUGUCGUCAUGUAACGCCUUGUCUAUUUUGGGACCGCUGCUGAAGACAUGGUGGACGGCGGGAGAGGCCGAGGAUCAAUGAACACACGCUAAGUGACUAUAAACCGCGUCAUGCUGAUCAGUCUUAUCGAUUGCGCAUGGAAUUGUGUAUUUUUGAAAUGCAAUGUACUACUUCUCUCGUAAUUCAGCGGGAAAGAAAUCAAGAUGGAUGGCCACUUACUUUUUGUAACCACAUUUUUGUACACUAAGCAUGUUUUUGCCUGUUUGAAACCAUUUUAUUUUCGAUAACAGUGGAGCACUUGUUAUAAAUUAUUCAUCUCAUCUUCAACACUUUAAUAUCGAUAUCUGUAAUACCCAACCUGGGACGACUAUAACAAUCAGUUAAUUUAACUGAUUGUUAAAAGUUAGGCUUCACCAGUUAAUCAAAAUAAUUCCGUGACUAAAUGGUUUCUCAAAGAUCACAAUUUUCAAGCCCAUUCCAACAGUGGACCAUUUCAAAUGUAUUUACGUGGUUAAAAAAAAAAUCACAGUUAACACUGCAGAACUCGUAAAAUUGAUUAUUGGCAUUCUAAAGGGCAAUUCUACACAGCUAUGGUUAUAACCUCUGGAUGACCAUGACCUGUGAAGAUUCUUGUGAACGUUGAAUGAAAAUUUCACAUUAAUUGUAUCCAGUGCCUUUUUAUUUUGCAGAUAAUAAAUAUGGCAAAAGAAAUUUCAA